AUGUGGAGUACAGGGUAUGUUGGACUUGACGACACCGCGGUCCCUGAGCCCAGCCCUGAACCUGCGAGAAGUAGCCCACCAUCGCAGUCUGACCUGACUAAGUCACCAAACAAACUGAAUAGUGACUCCCAAGCAGACGGCAGUCUACUCACGCAGGGGCUUCAGCUGCAGGACAACAACAAGCAAAACCCCACCGACGAAGAAGCAACAACGCUUCCACUUUUGGAUGAGCACUACAUCAGCACAGUCGACGACGCUAUGAUGCUUCGGCGAAUCGACAACCCAUCUCCCACCGCUGCCGCUGUAGCCGCCAAGGUCGACCUAUCUCGUUGA
Molecule: messenger RNA, 333 nt
Organism: Ascochyta rabiei
Lineage: Eukaryota; Fungi; Ascomycota; Dothideomycetes; Pleosporales; Didymellaceae
Exons: 1
Coding region: 1-333 (110 amino acids)
Source: RefSeq, a predicted model, not a curated record